This is a messenger RNA of Diospyros lotus (date-plum), 3660 nucleotides long. RefSeq lists its product as uncharacterized. Gene Ontology annotation, biological process: DNA integration. Lineage: Eukaryota; Viridiplantae; Streptophyta; Magnoliopsida; Ericales; Ebenaceae. Gene Ontology annotation, molecular function: nucleic acid binding. The record is from RefSeq and is a predicted model, not a curated record.
AUGUGUGAUGAAAGUGAUUAUGCCAUAGGGGCCGUGCUAGGACAGAGCAAAGAGAAGAGGCCCCAUGUCAUUUACUAUGCUAGCAGAACCUUAAAUGAAGCUCAGAGAAAUUACACCACCACAGAAAAAGAAUUGUUGGUUAUGGUAUUUGCGUUGGAUAAGUUUAGGUCAUACUUGGUAGGAUCAAAGGUGAUUGUGUACACAGAUCACGUUGCUUUGAAAUACAUGCUCACCAAGCAAAACACCAAACCACAUCUCAUUAGGUGGAUUAUGCUCCUCCAAGAGUUUCAUAUAGAAAUUAAGGAUAAAAAGGGAGUAGAAAAUGUUGUAGUUGACCAUCUGUAUAGAAUCCCAGGUCAAGAUCUUACUGAGGGUCCCAUUCAUGAUAAUUUUCCUGAUGAACAUCUUCUUCAUGUGAGCACAUUGACUUCUGCCCCUUGGUGUCAGAGGUUAAGAAGUCUGACCAAAAAGAGCAUGAUGCCUUUGCAACCCAUUCUGGUUCUUGAAAUUUUUUAUUGUUGGGGAAUGGAUUUUAUGAGCCCUUUUGUUAACUCACUUGGACACGAAUACAUCUUAUUGGCUGUAGACCAUGUCUCCAAGUGGGUUGAGGCAAUCCCAACAAGGACAAACGAUCACAAGAUUGUAGUGAAAUUAUUGAAGGAAAACAUUUUCAGUAGGUUUGGUAUGCCUCGAGCCAUCAUAAGUGAUGGGGGGUCUCAUUUUUGUAACAAACCUAUGGAAGAUCUAAUGAAAAAGUAUGGGGUAGUUCAUAAAGUCUCAACGCCAUACCACCCUCAGACCAAUGGCCAACCCGAUACAAAACCUAGGCUUAUCCGGUGGAUGCUGCCUCAGGAAUUUGAUAUUGAGAUCAAAGACAAAAGUGGAGUUGAAAACUUGGUCGCCGACCACCUAAGCCGGAUACUUGCUUCUCCUGACUCGUCUGACAUGGAUCAUUCCCCUAUCAGAGAUAAUUUUCCAGAUGAGUUACUUUAUCACUUACAUGGUACUGAACCUUGGUAUGCUGACAUGGUAAACUUUCUAGUUGCUUCUGAAUUACCUGCACAUUUUAAGAAAGCACAAUUAAAUAAAUUUAAGAGUGAAGCUAAGUACUAUGUAUGGGAUGAUCCAUAUUUGUGGCGCUUGUGUAGUGACCAAGUCCUUAGGAGGUGUGUCCCUGAUCAUGAAUUUGCAUCUAACUGUACACGUUGCCAACACACAAGUUCAAUUUCACGCAGAAAUGAAAUGCCUCAGAAACCUUUAUUAUUUUGUGAGAUAUUUGAUGUAUGGGGCAUUGAUUUCAUGGGUCCUUUUCCUGUCUCUUUUGGUUUUGUGUACAUUCUUUUGGCUGUGGAUUAUGUUUCGAAAUGGGUGGAAGCUAAAGUCACCCGGACUGAUGAUUCUUCUGUGGUUGCAGAUUUUGUUAGAUCUCAUAUUUUCUGCAGGUUUGGCAUUCCUAGGGCCAUCAUCAGUGAUCAAGGAUCCCACUUCUGUAACAGAACGAUGCAAUCCAUGCUCCGAAAGUAUGAAGUUUUACAUAAAGUGGCGACGCCCUACCAUCCACAGACCAAUGGGCAGGCUGAGGUUUCAAACAAAGAUAUCAAGCAGAUUCUAGAGAAGACAGUCCAGCCCAACAGGAAAGACUGGAGCCAAAGGUUGGAAGAUGCACUUUGGGCCUACCGCAUAGCUUACAAGACCCUGAUUGGCCUGUCCCCAUAUCGACUGGUCUUUGGAAAAGCAUGUCAUCUGCCGGUAGAGAUCGAGCAUAAGGCCUAUUGGGCGGUGAAGCAAUGCAACAUGGACAUGAAAGAAGCUGGUUCCCAGCGGAAGCUUCAACUGCAAGAACUUGAGGAAUUGAGGUUAGAGGCAUAUGAGAACUCCAGGAUAUACAAGGAAAAGACCAAAGCUGCACACGAAAAAUUGAUUGCCAAGAAGGAAUUCAACAUUGGCAAUAAAUCACACUAUUGUUUCCUUGACGGUUUUUCUGGAUACUUUCAGAUUUGCAUAGCCCCAGAGGAUCAAGAGAAGACCACCUUCACCUGCCCCUUUGGCACAUUCGCUUAUAGAAGAAUGCCUUUCGGUCUAUGUAAUGCUCCAGGUACCUUUCAGCGAUGCAUGGUAAGUAUAUUUUCAGAUUUUCUAGAGCAUUGCAUGGAAGUAUUCAUGGAUGAUUUUUCAGUUUAUGGCACUUCUUUUGAUGAUUGCUUGGUUAGCUUGGGUAGAGUCCUAGAGAGAUGCAUUGAAAAGAACCUUGUUUUAAAUUUUGAAAAAUGUCAUUUCAUGGUAGAACAAGGAAUUGUUUUAGGGCAUGUUCUGUCUAAGAAGGGUAUAGAAGUGGAUCGGUCUAAGGUUGAUGUUAUUGCUUCAUUGCCUUACCCCACCUCUGUGAAGGAGGUGCGUUCUUUCCUUGGCCAUGCAGGAUUUUACAGGAGGUUCAUCAGAUUCAGCAAGAUUGCACUUCCACUUUCCCACCUUCUCCAGAAAGAAGUGACCUUCCACUUUGAUGAGCAGUGCAAGCGAGCAUUCGAGGAACUGAAGAGUCGAUUGAUUUCUCCACCCAUCAUACAGCCACCCGACUGGGAGUUGCCCUUCGAGCUGAUGUGCGACGCCUCCAACUUUGCAGUGGGCGCCGUCCUUUCACAACGUGUGGAGAAGAAGUCACAUGUCAUUGCCUAUGCUGAUGGUUUUUCCGGUUAUUUUCAGAUUUGCAUAGCACCGGAGGAUCAGGAGAAGACCACCUUCACCUGCCCCUUUGGCACUUUUGCAUACCGGAGGAUGCCAUUUGGUCUAUGUAAUGCCCCAGGUACGUUCCAGCGAUGCAUGGUGAGUAUAUUUUCAGAUUUACUUGAGCAUUGCAUGGAGGUUUUCAUGGAUGAUUUUUCUGUUUAUGGGACCUCCUUUGAUGAGUGUCUAAUCAGUUUGGGUAGAGUCCUAAAGAGAUGUGUUGAGAAGAAUCUUGUCCUAAAUUUUAAAAAAUGUCAUUUCAUGGUAGAGCAGGGGAUUAUUUUGGGUCAUGUUGUGUCCAAGAGGGGUAUAGAGGUUGAUAAGUCCAAGGUCGAUAUCAUUUCUUGUUUGCCUUACCCCGCGUCUGUGCGGGAGGUACGUUCUUUCCUUGGACAUGCAGGAUUCUACAGGAGAUUCAUCCAAGACUUCAGCAAGAUUGCCCUUCCAAUGUCCAACCUGCUUCAGAAGGAUGUGGAAUUCAAAUUUGAUGAGUCUUGCAAGAUGGCCUUUGAGGAGCUCAAGAGGCGCUUGACUUCUCCACCCAUCAUCCAGCCACCCAACUGGGACUUGCCAUUCGAGCUCAUGUGUGAUGCUUCCAAUUAUGCAGUUGGUGCCGUCCUUUCACAACGAGUGGAGAAGAAGUCACACGUCAUUGCUUAUGCCUCGCGCACUCUGGACAACGCCCAAGCAAACUACACCACUACUGAAAAGGAGCUUCUUGCCAUUGUGUUUGCUUUAGAUAAAUUUCGCUCUUAUCUCCUGGGUUCUAAUGUUGUCAUGUUUUCUGAUCAUACAGCUUUGAAAUAUCUCUUGAAGAAGCACGAUGCCAAACCCAGGCUUCCUUCCUCUUCAGAUGCCACUACCAUGGACUGUCAGCCUAUCAAAGAUGACUUCCCAGAUGAGUUACUCUAUCACUUGCAUGGUACUGAGCCCUGUUGA